Molecule: messenger RNA, 2556 nt
Organism: Calidris pugnax (ruff)
Lineage: Eukaryota; Metazoa; Chordata; Aves; Charadriiformes; Scolopacidae
Product: cytochrome P450 1A4-like
Exons: 6
Coding region: 1-1593 (530 amino acids)
Biological process (GO): hormone biosynthetic process; progesterone metabolic process
Molecular function (GO): iron ion binding; oxidoreductase activity, acting on paired donors, with incorporation or reduction of molecular oxygen, reduced flavin or flavoprotein as one donor, and incorporation of one atom of oxygen; heme binding
Source: RefSeq, a predicted model, not a curated record
AUGCCAGCAGCAAUGGAGGCUGCCAUGUCGCUGGUGGGAAGCCAAGGCAUUGUCUCAGCCACCGAGGUCCUCCUCGCAGCUGCCGUCUUCUGCCUGGUCUUCCUGCUCAUCCAGUCCCUCCAGCAGCACGUGCCCAAGGGGCUGAAGAGCCCCCCGGGACCCAGAGGUUACCCCAUCCUUGGCAACGUGCUGGAGCUGAGGAAGGACCCGCACCUGGCCCUGACCAGGCUGAGCCAGAAGUAUGGGGACAUCAUGGAGAUCAGGAUUGGCACCCGGCCCGUGCUGGUGCUGAGCGGGCUGGAGACCAUCAAGCAAGCCCUGGUGAAGCAAGGAGAAGAAUUCAUGGGGCGCCCUGGCCUUCACAGCUUCCAAUAUAUUUCGGAUGGCCAGAGCCUGGCCUUCAGCCCUGACUCAGGGGAGGUGUGGAAAGCACGCAGAAAGCUGGCCCAGAACGCUCUGAAGACCUUUGCCACCACCCCCAGCCCCACCUCCUCUUCCACCUGCCUCCUGGAGGAGCACGUCUCCAAGGAGGCCGAGUACCUGGUGGCCAAAUUCCUGCAGCUGAUGAAUGAGGUGAAGAGCUUUGACCCUUACCGGUACGUGGUGGUCUCCGUGGCCAACGUCAUCUGUGCCAUCUGCUUUGGCAAGCGCUACGACCACAAUGACCAAGAGCUGCUCAGCUUGGUGAACCUCAGCAAUGAAUUUGGUGAAGCGGCUGCUGCUGGCAACCCCGCGGACUUCAUCCCCCUGCUCCAGUACCUUCCCAGCCGCACCAUGCAGAUCUUCAAGGACAUCAACAGGCGUUUCAACUUCUUUGUGCAAAAAAUUGUCCAGGAGCAUUACACCAGCUUUGAUAAGGAGCACAUCCGGGACGUCACGGACUCAUUAAUUGAGCACUGCCAGGGAAAUAGUGUAGGGGAGGAUGCUCAUGUCCCACUCUCCAAUGAGAAGAUCAUCAGCAUCGUCAAUGACCUCUUUGGGGCUGGCUUCGACACGGUGACAACUGCCUUAUCUUGGAGCCUCAUGUAUGUUGCCUUGUACCCCCACAUCCAGAAGAAGAUCCAGGAAGAACUAGACAAGACCAUCGGCCAGGAGAGGAGACCGAGGCUGUCAGACCGGGGCAUGCUGCCCUACACAGAAGCCUUCAUCCUGGAGACCUUCAGGCACUCCUCCUUCCUGCCCUUCACCAUCCCACACAGUACGACAAAAGCGACGGUGCUGAACGGCUACUACAUCCCCAAGGAUACCUGUGUCUUUAUCAACCAGUGGCAAGUGAAUCACGACGAGAAGCUUUGGAAGGAUCCCUCAACCUUCAACCCUGAGCGGUUCCUCAACGCGGCGGGGACUGAAAUCAGCAGGACGGAAAGCGACAAAGUGCUGACUUUCGGCUUGGGGAAGAGGCGAUGCAUCGGGGAGUCCAUCGGCCGGUGGGAGGUCUUCCUCUUCUUGACCACCAUGCUACAGCAGCUGGAGUUCAGCCUCCUCCCCGGGGAGGAGGUGGACACCACUCCCCAGUACGGGCUGACCAUGAAGUACAAGAAAUGCGAGAGCUUCCAGAUCAAGAAGCGUUUCCCCACGAAGAGCUCUCCGUAAGCUCCGCAGAAGAAAAGCCAGCCCUUGGAGUUGGACUCUCUGCCAGCUUUUGCCAACGCUCUCUCCAAGCUGACACAACCCCUCGCUGUGUCGCUUCACUGGAGGCUUGUUCAUCUCAUGAAAAUGCGAGUGGGGAGGGAUAAAGCCGGCUUUGUUGGGCUCCCUGUGCCAGCUCCACCACCCUCACCCAUGGAGUAGCUCCCUAGAGGUCCAGCUCACUCAUCCCUCUCGGGGAGGUCUAGGGGGACCACAGCCCUGUGGUGGGGAGGACAAUUUGGGCUGGGAGAAGCAGUGGGAGAUGUGAGUUAGGGAUGUCCUCACCCUGCCCUCACUCCCUUCAUCCACCAAAUAGGGAUAAACCUGCAGGUUCCUCCCUGAGAGACCUGGCCAACCUUUACCCAUGGGGUGAAAGUCUUUGAAGCUCAUUCGGUGGAGCCGUUGGCCAACCCUUCAGCUCUUCAUGCCGAUGGGAUCCGGCCACCUGCUGAAGGGCUCUGGAGGCCAGACCUACCCCAGGUGGACCCCUUCUGGGUGCACCCUCGCACAGCUAAAUUCCUUGAAUGUACGUUCAUUAAAUGAAUCCCCAAGUGUUUCUACCAAUCCUUGGUGACAGCCUGACUACUAGAAAAAAUAAAAUAAAAUAAAUAUAUAUAUCCAUAAGUAGUUCUGUUGACAAUUUGAGAUCUUAUCAGCUGGACUCCUAACAAGAAGCCUCCUGGAAAAUAUCAAAGGGCUGAGAGUCAAGGAGAAGAAGCAGUAAGAGGCACAGCAGGACACUUCUGGCUUUCACACUAUGCGUUUGCUGCUUUUGUUUUAAUGAGUGGGAUUUAUUAAUAUAUUUUAUUUAGCAACCGAGCCAAGAGAUGUCUAUAUUCAGACUAGUCAAAGGAGCAAGGGUUUGAGAAGCGCAGGGGAUGCUCUCAGCCUGCGGAAUAUAAACUGCACAGGAUUUCCAACCCAAUA